This is a messenger RNA of Oppiella nova, 380 nucleotides long. NCBI's taxonomy places the organism in Eukaryota, Metazoa, Arthropoda, Arachnida, Sarcoptiformes, Oppiidae. The record is from the annotation of a GenBank genome assembly.
UAGAGACUCAACAAAUAUAUACAUGUACAGUUUUAAAUAAACAUUAUUCUGCAUAAAUUCAUAUUUACUUUCUAGUGUACUGAUGUAAUUAUUAAGCAAUUGACUGAAAUUAUUAAAUACAUUACAAACAAUUCAUUUAAUCAGUGAUAAUGUCUGACCAGAAGUUUAAGCGAAAAUGUUUGGUUUGUGACGAUAAAGCUCUCGGCAAGAAUUUUGAUGCCCUGUCGUGUGAGUCGUGUAAAGCAUUCUUCAGGCGUACGGCACUGAAAGAGACGGAGUUUAAGUGCGAAUUCAAUGACAACUGCAAAAUCGAUGUCUACACCAGAAGAUUCUGCAUUAAGUGUCGGCUCCAGAAGUGCCUCGACAUCGGCAUGAAAAAA